Molecule: messenger RNA, 747 nt
Organism: Dictyostelium purpureum
Lineage: Eukaryota; Evosea; Eumycetozoa; Dictyosteliales; Dictyosteliaceae
Exons: 2
Coding region: 1-747 (248 amino acids)
Source: RefSeq, a predicted model, not a curated record
AUGAAGAAAAAAUUAUUAGCAUCAAUUGGAACUGUUUCCAAUAUUAUAUCAUUUAUUUUAACUAUAGUAGCAUUAUUUUUACCAUGGUAUAGUAUUUCAAUUCAGGGUACAAUGGAUCAAUAUUAUGAUACUUCAGUAAAGUUUGGUUUAAAUUCAAUCUCUUGUACAUAUUUAAAUAAUGAUUCAAUUCCAGUUACAGCUCAUAAAACUUUUAAUAAUUUUAAUAGAGGUUCAGAAUGUUAUCCAAUUAUUCCACCAUCAACUUCAUUAUUUGGAUUGGGUAUUGGAAUGAUGAUUUCAAUAUUGUUUUUCUGUUUUAGCCUCCUCCCAGCUCUUGCAGCUAUUGUUCUACAAACUACAAUGGUAUUUUCACCAAGAUUUAGAGUUGUUUGGGUGAAAAUCGCAGUAUUUGUACUUGCAUUGGUUACAUUUUUAUUCAUGAUAUUAGGUUUCAUCUUUUCUUCUACCGUUCAUACCGGACUUCAAUCAUAUAGUCCAGACGAUCAACAUUCAACUUCAUCAGAUGAGAUAACAUCUAAACUAUGUGACGAAUUAUGGUGUAUUUCAUUCCAAGGUUCAUCAAAUUAUUCACCUCUUAUAGAAAACUGUUAUUCAAAAUGGGGUCCAGCAAGUGGUUUUAAAGUUACAAUUUCUGCAUGUGUUUUCACCCUUGUUUCAAGUAUUGUUACAUUAUCCAACUCUUUACCAAAAGAAUUUAAAAGACAAAGAGAAUAUACUAAAAUAUAA